AAGUGUUAGUGAGGACGUAGUAUGUGCUGACACUGCUGGACGCUUGGGAUGCAGAGCUCCACCGGGGCCAUGUCAGAAAGAGAAGAGCGAAGGUUUGUGGAGAUCCCUCGGGAGUCAGUCCGCCUCAUGGCAGAGAGCACGGGGCUGGAGCUGAGUGAUGAGGUGGCCGCUCUGCUUGCUGAAGACGUGUGCUACCGUCUCAGGGAGGCCACACAGAAUAGCUCUCAGUUCAUGAAACACACCAAACGGAGGAAACUUACAGUGGAGGACUUCAACAGGGCUCUCAGGUGGAGCAGUGUGGAGGCUGUGUGUGGCUAUGGGUCCCAGGAGGCAUUGCCCUUGCGCCCCGCAAGGGAGGGUGAGCUCUACUUUCCAGAGGAUCGAGAAGUGAACCUGGUGGAGCUGGCACUGGCCACCAACAUCCCCAAGGGCUGUGCAGAGACGGCUGUCAGAGUUCAUGUCUCCUAUCUGGACGGCAAAGGAAACCUGGCACCUCAAGGAUCAGUGCCCAGUGCAGUGUCUUCACUGACAGAUGACCUGCUCAAAUACUACCAGCAAGUGACCCGGGCUGUACUGGGAGAUGAUCCCCAGCUGAUGAAGGUUGCCCUCCAGGAUCUGCAGACAAACUCCAAGAUUGCAGCACUCCUGCCUUACUUUGUUUAUGUGGUUAGUGGGGUUAAAUCUGUAAGCCAUGACCUGGAGCAGCUGCACCGACUACUGCAGGUGGCACGGAGCCUGAUACGGAACCCACACCUCUGCCUGGGGCCGUAUGUCCGGUCCCUGGUGGGGAGCGUGCUCUACUGUGUCUUGGAGCCACUGGCUGCCUCUAUCAACCCCUUGAAUGACCACUGGACUCUGCGAGACGGGGCUGCUCUUCUACUCAGCCACAUCUUCUGGACCCAUGGGGACCUUGUAAGUGGCCUCUAUCAGCAGAUUCUGCUCUCCCUGCAGAAGGUUCUGACAGACCCCGUUCGGCCUCUCUGUUCUCACUACGGGGCUGUGGUAGGGCUGCAUGCUCUAGGCUGGAAGGCAGUGGAACGAGUCUUGUACCCACAUUUGCCCACUUACUGGACAAAUUUGCAGGCAGUGCUGGAUGACUAUUCGGUAUCUAAUGCUCAGGUCAAAGCAGAUGGGCACAAAGUCUAUGGAGCUAUUCUGGUGGCCGUAGAGCGACUACUGAAGAUGAAAGCACAGGCAGCAGAGCCCAACCAAGGUGGCCCUGGUGGGAGAGGGUGCCAUCGUGCAGAGGACUUGCCUUGGGACAGCCUUCUCCUGCAAGAGUCUCCCCCCGGGGGCGGCGCAGAACCAGGCUUUGGACCUGGUCUCCCGCUGCCGCCAGGGGGCACGGGACCAGAGGACCCAUCUUCCUUGACCCUUGCAGACAUCUACCGUGAGCUAUAUGCCUUCUUCGGUGACAGCUUAGCCAUCCGCUUUGGCACUGGCCAGCCUACGCCCACAGCCCCACGACCACCGGGAGACAAGAAGGAGCCCGCGGCUGCCCCGGACUCAGUGAGGAAAAUGCCGCAGCUGACCGCCAGCGCCGUGGUCAGCCCGCAGGGGGACGAGAGCCCGUGCGGCGGUACCCCCGUGGCUGCUUCCGCCGCUUCGGAGAGUAGGCCUCUGCCGCGCGUGCACCGGGCGCGGGGCACUCCUCGGCAGCAGGGUCCGGGCGCGGGAACCCGUGAUGUCUUCCAGAAGAGCCGCUUCGCGCCCCGCGGCGCCCCUCACUUCCGGUUUAUAAUAGCGGGGCGUCAAGCCGGGCGGCGCUGCCGUGGGCGCCUCUUUCAAACUGCUUUCCCCGCGCCCUACGGGCCCAGCCCUGCGUCCCGCUACGUGCAGAAAUUGCCCAUGAUCGGCCGCACUGGCCGCCCAGCCCGGCGCUGGACGCUCUCGGACUAUUCUUUGUACCUGCCUCUGUGAGGCAGCCUUGCCUCCCAGAAUA
Acomys russatus (golden spiny mouse) is the source of this 1942-nucleotide messenger RNA. RefSeq names its product TATA-box binding protein associated factor 6 like (gene Taf6l). Lineage: Eukaryota; Metazoa; Chordata; Mammalia; Rodentia; Muridae. Bases 49 to 1920 code for a protein of 623 amino acids. Gene Ontology annotation, molecular function: transcription coactivator activity; RNA polymerase II general transcription initiation factor activity; protein heterodimerization activity. Gene Ontology annotation, biological process: RNA polymerase II preinitiation complex assembly; transcription initiation at RNA polymerase II promoter. Gene Ontology annotation, cellular component: SLIK (SAGA-like) complex; SAGA complex; transcription factor TFIID complex. The transcript is spliced from 11 exons. The record is from RefSeq and is a predicted model, not a curated record.